AUGCUGUUCAAACACGCCAUCACAGCUCUCCUCUCGAUCAUCACUUGCGCUGUGGCUGUCCCGGUGGAACGGAGACUGGCUCCAAAUGAGACCGUGACCUACCUUGGUUCUCAAAGCCGAAUUCUCUCUGGUGGUGCAACAGCCAAAGGUUUAGUAUACACCGCGGGUACCGUGCCGUCCUUGAACGGAACUAUUGUCAGUGGUGGCAUCCAAAACCAAACCGCACAAGUGAUUCGUAACAUCGGAGCAAUCCUUGAAGAGGCUGGCACGUCUUGGGACUAUGUUCUCAAGACCACAGUUUAUUUGGCCACCAUGGACGAUUACAGUGCCAUGAAUGAAGUGUAUGCGGAGAUGUUACCCGAUCCUAAACCUGCUCGAACGGCUGUUGAGGUUGGACAAUUGCCCGGUAACUUUUCCAUUGAGAUGGAAGCCAUCGCAGCGAUUCCUUGGUGGUGA
This is a messenger RNA of Rhinocladiella mackenziei CBS 650.93, 456 nucleotides long. RefSeq lists its product as uncharacterized. The record is from RefSeq and is a predicted model, not a curated record. Lineage: Eukaryota; Fungi; Ascomycota; Eurotiomycetes; Chaetothyriales; Herpotrichiellaceae. The transcript is spliced from 3 exons. Gene Ontology annotation, molecular function: deaminase activity. Bases 1 to 456 code for a protein of 151 amino acids. Gene Ontology annotation, cellular component: cytosol; mitochondrion.